AUGCCUUUGCAGUCUGCUUCUCUCUCCCAGGUUCUUCAUUUGGUUUGCGAAAUGGUGAGCCGAGAGAACUUCAGCAACUCUUGGAGAAUUCUAAAAGUGCUUGCAGAUGGCAACGCUUAUGGAGGGCUUGACAUCAACACACCUCGGAGCAGUGAUGGUUGGACGCCGCUCUGCAUCGCCUGUGCGGGGGCUUGCUUGCCAUUGGCCUUCAAGCUCUUAGAGUCCCUAGCCAAGCGCGCACAGCCCGAAGACAAUGAAGAGCAGAGAGAGGACGACAGUGUUCAGACGUUUGGAAUAUGCCGACGCAGUCGCGAUGAGAUAUGCAUGAAUAUUGACACCAAGAAAGAUGCAGAUCCAGAGGACAGCUACAAGGACGUGCUCAGGAUCUCUCGGAAGCAAGCCAAGGAGUUCAGUGGGCUGAAGGUGUUUGAAGCUGAAUCCCAAAACAGCAGCGAAAGUGUGAUUCCACUAGACCCACAUUUGUACUAUUUGUUUGCCAUCAUAGGUGUCAAUGCUUUGUACUUCCUUUUCCGCGUGAUCCUCUCAUGGAGCUCCAUGGGUAAGUGGAACUUGUGCGGGAUGCUCUUGUUCUCUGGGGUCUCAUACUUCACGUUCGGAGCCAUCAAGUCCUCCCUGGAGGUAGGAGCCAACUUCGAGAUGUAUCUGGACCUCUUUAUCGUGAACUUGGCCACCCAAUUCUUAGUGACGUUCAGCAACUAUGGUUGGCUUCUAUACUUGGCGGUGCCUGGCUAUGCUGGAUGGAAAAUUGUGAAGCUGGUCAUGGACUAUGCUUAA
This is a messenger RNA of Cladocopium goreaui, 795 nucleotides long. The record is from the annotation of a GenBank genome assembly. Lineage: Eukaryota; Dinophyceae; Suessiales; Symbiodiniaceae.